GCCUAUCAGUGCCAGUCAGUGCCGCCUAUCAGUGCCACCUAUCAGUGCCAUCAGUGCCUCAUCAUCAGUGCCCAUCAGUGCCACCUAUCAGUGUCCAUCACUGCAGCCUCAUUAGCGCACAUCAGUGAAGGAGAAAAAUCACUUAUUUACAAAAUUGUGUAAAAAAACAAAAACUAAGAAAAACAUUUUUUUUUAAAAAAUUUUUAAGUUGUUUUUGGUUUGUUUAAGAAAAAAUAAAAAACCCAGAGGUGAUUAA
This is a messenger RNA of Staurois parvus, 256 nucleotides long. NCBI's taxonomy places the organism in Eukaryota, Metazoa, Chordata, Amphibia, Anura, Ranidae. The record is from the annotation of a GenBank genome assembly.